Molecule: messenger RNA, 3899 nt
Organism: Linum trigynum
Lineage: Eukaryota; Viridiplantae; Streptophyta; Magnoliopsida; Malpighiales; Linaceae
Source: the annotation of a GenBank genome assembly
CGUAACCAAUUUGGACAAUAUGGCAUGAUCUAAUUAUGGGCUGGGCCUAACUGAAUUUUGAAGUUACGAAUGCGGGCCCAAAAACGGGCCUCAGGUCGCGUUUCUCAGCUCCCCGCCUCCCCCCAAAUCCGAGAAAAAUCUAUUACGUGACCGUCAAAUCUUAUGGAAAGAAACAAACUGGUUCACCGGCGCCAGCGGCUGUACACCGCCGCUGUGGGAGAUAAAACCCUUCGUCUCGCCGGGGAAACAGAAAAGAAAAACGCAAGCGAAGGACAGCAACCACGACGGCUGGUUGCCAGCCUCUUCUUUCCCGGUCCAACAGCACUGCCAUCACAUUCUUCCUAAAUGGGCAAAGGUCAAGCCCUAAGCUCCUUCUUCCGUGCCGCGCUACAACGAUCCAAAACUCCCUCCGCUGUCCCCGUUGCCGUUCCUCCGACCACUACGGCUAAAGUUCUAAGACUGUGCGUUUCUAAAACUCCCUCCGCUGUCCCCGUUGCCGUUCCUCCGACCACUACGGCUAAAGUUCUAAGACUGUGCGCUUCCAAAACUCCCUCCGCUGUCCCCGUUGCCGUUCCGCCGACCACCACGGCCAAAGUUCUGGAACUUUGCGCUUCCAAAACCACCGCCGGCUCUGCCACCAAACUCUCGGCUAAAUCCUUGAAGAAAUGCACUACUCCUGCCCUUGAGACAGCCUCCACCGCUGCAGCCCGCUCCGUACGAAUUCCCAUACCAUCAUCGUCAUCCUCGACCAUCAAAGGCUCCACGAAAACCCGAAAGAAGCCCUCCCGCAAAACAAAGCAGCGUCGUCCUUCAGCUAGUUCAACGUUGCCCAAUAUCAAAUUGGAAGCUUCCAACUCAGAUGUUCCCCCACUUGAGCUGACACGGGAGCUGGAGAGUAUAAUGCUCGGUCUCCCGCGUGAUGCCGAGGGAGCCAGUGACGAGUUAUCUUCAGGAAAUGUAUUGGGUAUCCCUUUUUUGCGGGAUUUGACAAGUACAGACCCUUCGCAACGGAAAGAAGAGAGUCGUUUUAGGAAAGACAAAUUCAUCUUCAGCUCUAGCCAGGAACACCAUGUUGCGAAGAUAACCAGAAGGAUUGCUCAGAAGUUUGGGUCGGAGAAGACCCUGGAUGUAUUUGGAAAAUUGGGACGAGCAACAGGCGCAAAAGAAUAUGAUGCAUUGAUAAAGAGCUGUUUAAAGAUAGCCAGGGAAACUAAAGAUGAUGAGAUUAUUUCCAAACAAAUGUCUAUGUGCUCUCAUAUCCUCACCAUAAUGAUGGAGCAAGGUUUCCAGAUCGAAGAAAAUUCUUAUGGACCUGUGCUUAUGUAUUUUAUUGAUAUGAGGAUGGUUCAAGAAUUCGAUUCUCUUCAUCAAGCCAUUAAAACUGGGAAACCUAGCUCUCUUGCAAGAUUAGGCUACUAUGAGAUGUUGCGAUAUAUCAGAGUUGGUGAUGAGCAAAAGAUUCAAGAACUCUGCAAUAUGAUUUCUCUUGGUUGCGAAACAAAGAAUCUCAAGGUACAUGAGAAUUAUUUUAUAGCACUUUGUGAAAGUAACCGGAAGAACGAAAUUUUGCCACUGCUGGACGUUAUUGAUGUAACAAAAUUUGAGUCAAUGGAGCACAUUUCCACUAUCUUUAAUAGCUUUGGAAGGUUGUCCCUGGAGUCCUUCACGAUGAAGUUCCUUUUAGCAUGCAAAAGUUGUGAUUAUGCUGCAGAGAACAUAUCAACUCUCGUCUGUAGUUAUGCUACUGGAAUUCCACAUUUAGAGGUUGAGGAUGUCAGUUUAAAGUUCAAAGAGCUGCACUCAGAGCUGGACAUAAAACCUUCUAUUGGUUCUUAUGAGCAGCUCAUAGCUUACUGCUGUGAUGAACUCAAGGUUUACGUUGCUCUUGACUUGGUCAACCAAAUAAAUGAAGAUCAAUUAUCCUUAUCCAUGGACACAUUUUGUAAACUACUGGAUGCCAUAGAUGAAAGCAGGGACUAUAUUCUGGUUCGGAGGAUGUACUCAUUGUUGAGUAAUCAUGAUUUGCAACCAACUACUGAUACAUUCAGGAAAAUGAUAACCUUGAGUGUGAGGAUAAAAGACUUUGACCUGGCAUAUGACAUACUUGAAGAUCUGAAGAACAGGGGAUUAAAACCUACAGUAAACAUGUUUAACGUUAUAAUGGGAGGGUUCUUUCGGCAGAAAAAUGCUAAUAGUGCUCUGAAGGUUCUGAAGGAAAUGGAACUUGCGGAUGUGAAACUUGAUUCUCAAACCUACAGCUAUUUGAUAAGCAACUGUUGGAAUGAGGAUCAAAUCAUAAAGUAUUACGAAAAGAUGCAGCUUGAUGGUAUUAAAGCUACAAAGCAUGUUUCGAUGGCGCUUGUCAAUGCAUAUACAGCCUUGGGACAUUUUGAGAAAGCAAAACAGGUACUCUUGGACAAAACCAUUGUAGAUGAGGCCCUGGAUGAAGUUAAGAGCGCUCUCGUAUCUGCUUUGGCAUGCCAUGGACAAUUUUUUGAUGCCUUUGGCAUAUACAAGGAAAUUAAGGACGCUGGAAACAAUAUAACGUCAAAAGCUACUAUAAAUCUAAUUGAGCAAUUUCCAUCUGAUGGAGAGACAAGUGAGUUACUUAAAUUGUUGGAAGAAGUACAUGAAUCUGAGUACCGGGUGGAUGCAUGUUACAGGGUUGUGUUACAUUGUAUUCGUAACAAGCAUUCUAGCUGUCUUAUUGAUUUGCUGAAACAACUCGUGGAGAUAUUUUCCGAAGAUGAAGUCGCAAUGGAAUUGAUAUUUGAUGAGUUUUUUGCAAUUAUUGCUGAUACGGAACAACCAGACUUAGAGAUGGCAUUGAAGUUGCUACGAAUAAUCAAAUCUGAACUCGGUCUCAGCCCUUCCCGUAAAAGUCUUGAUUUUCUUUUGCAUACAUGCGGCAAGGCCAAGGACUUAGCCCAUGCACGCUCCGUCUGGAAAGAGUAUGAAAUAGCUGGACUUCCUUACAAUGUCAUGAGCCAUUUGAGGAUGUACCAAGUUCUUCUGGCUUGUGGAAGCCACACCGCUGCCAAAAGGUUGCUUACUAAAAUACCAAAAGACGACCCUCAUGUCCGUAUGGUUGUUGAAGCAUGUCAGGGAGACUUGAAGUGUGGAUAGCCCCUAGACAAGUCACAUUAUGUAAUUCAAACACAAGUGCUGAUGACCACUUCAUUAGGAAAUGUUAGUAUCGUAUCGAUCUUAUACGAUUGUCGUACAUGUUUUGUCAUAUGAAAGCCAAUUCAUGGGCUUACGGCUUGCAAAUAUCUAAGAUAUUGUUAUGAAUAAUUUAAUUGAUAAUAUAGUGAUUUACGAGGACUUAAACACAAGAGCUCUGUGUAAAGCUUUGUACUAGGUUGAGAAUGAAUUGAUUCUAAUAACUCGAGUUACAAGGAGUAUCCAUCUUGUACCGGCAACAAAAGUAUAUCAUGAGCUACAAUAAAUGGUUCUUUCUUUUUGUUGUGUUGUUCAUUUUUAGUAAAUCCCUGCUUUUACAUUUUAUCAUUUGGUCUCACAAUUUACCACAAACAGAACAGUUUAAGUGUAGUGGUAAUGGAAACUUGACUAAGUUUACCCGCAUAAAAUUUGGAUGAAUCAAUUUGAAUUGGAGAAUUUUGAAUUGAUAUAUUUUGGCCAAUUAUAACUGUCUGCGAACAGAUAAUGUGAAUCGUAGGACGUUAAUUAAUGUGGCGGAUGAGCUAAGUUUGGCCUAACUCGAGUUCGGCGUGUUUAUUGAAAUUUUGACUCGCGUUUGACUCCAACUCGACUAGCUCAGUAAUGAGGUCACAUGUUCUAGACUUCUAGUCGAGUAGCAGAUUAAAAUGUAUCGUUAUAACCAUAAUCAAUCAAUCAUACGCCACAAGUUCAUCAUUUAAUAUAGGAUUGAACUAAAC